GCUUUCCUACCGUUGCUGCUGCUUCUAGAGCUCACCGGCAAUGAUACAGCAAACACGGACGGACGCUGAAAACUGCGCUGACAUGGACUCACCCAGCAAUUUCUACCAUUACAAAGACGGAUAUUGCCCAGACUCUAUGUUCUGCUAACUGGAAACGGCUUGUGUAACCGACUCGGGAUUAUUUUUCUUUCCAUUUUGACGAGACUAGUCGGCUCCCGGAGGAAGGGAAUAGAUGCGAAGGUUUUCCUGCGACACACGGCAGGCUAACAGACUCUUCUCAAAGGACAACUAAAAAUAUGAAAUAUUAUUAUUUUGAAUUUGCUUAAUUGCCUCAUGUAUAUUAGUUAAAUGUUUGAAUAUAGGAGCUAAAUGGAGAUACAAAGUUCAGGAGGCGCUAAUGGCUGCUAGCUAGCUACCAGUCGUCGCUUUUUUAUUUUAGUUGCAGCAUUUAAAGACUGGUUUUAAUUUAAAAUGAUGGAUCGAUGCGUGUUUUGGCAGGAGGAAGUGCAUAUUCACCGUAGAGCCUAUUUUUGAACGUCUUCCUAAAAUUGUAUUUUAUUAUAAAGGACGUAAAUCAUAUGACUUGUCACAUAAGGCUGUUUAGUAUCGCCUGACAACCCCUCUACUUCACUGGCCUCACUGCAAACAUGCACCAUCAGGACUACACCGGGGACCCCCCGGGGACUGCCACCCGCAAAGCCGCUUUCCAUUACCGGAGAGGCAGCAGCAGCGCGUCCGGAUCUCCCUCCUCUUCUGUCGGAGGUAACCUCUCUGAGGAGAGCCCGAGCCCGGCGCAGGCUGGAUCCUCUUCCCCGGCUCUUCAAGCGCUGGGAGCUCAGGUGAAGAAGAAGAGCGGCUUCCAGAUAACCAGCGUCACCUCGGCCCAGAUCAACGUCAGCGGGAACAACAGUCUGGCUGAUGACACGGAGAGCUAUGAUGACAUGGACGAGUCCCACACAGAGGACCUGUCCUCCUCUGAGAUGCUGGAUGUGUCCGCAUCCAGGCCUGCAGACACGGGAGUCCCGGAGAGGAGCUCCUCAGAUGAGACCUUGAACAGUCUCCAUGGGGUGGACACUCCCGGACUGGUGUCCCCUAAUGAACCUCUGCAGCUGCAUCACGUGACUCAGGGGUCCUCCUUGGUGAAUGGGUCUGUGCAUCAUCAAUACUACCCACAGCAGGCCCACCAUCACCAGUCUGACCUAGCGCUACCAACUCUUCCCGUUGCGCCAGUAGCCAGCUCCAGUCCAGCUAUGGUCCAGAGGCCGCUGGUGUAUGAAAACCCCAAACCUGCUGGAGCUUCAGCUCCUGCUACUAAUAUCCAAAACGUUGUGAAACCUUGUAAUGUUUCUGCCGCUGGUUCUGACAACACCGCUGCAAGCGGGCAGGUGGCCCAGCCCAGCCACAGCCAGGCGGCCCCUGGCUCCCGUUUUAGGGUCGUGAAACUAGACACGAACUCGGAGCCCUUUCGCAAAGGAAGAUGGACGUGCACAGAGUAUUACGAAAAGGAGGUCGCUCACCCAGCUCCGCCUGAGGCAGCCAGAACCAUAGACGUGGCUGUAGAGGCUGAGGGGGGAAAUGCCGGGCCGAGUCCAGCUGUUCCCGCCAUGCUGCAGCCGUACCACCCUUCCACCCAGGACUUCACCAGUUCACAGGUGGUGACGCAGCCUACUGCCCAGAGCUAUAUUUCCCCCAAAGAGGUUGCCGGGACGACGUACAUGCAGAAACCUGCAGCUGUGUCUCAGCCUCCUCCUGCAAUACCCCAGCCAUUUCCCUAUGCUGUGGAUCCACAACCGCAGGGAGGUUACCCCACAUCCCAGCUCCACACAGGAGUGAUCGCACCCUCAGGAGGGGUCAGACAACCUGACUUCAUCCAGCCAACCGCUCCCUUUCAGACACAAGUUCAGCCGCCGCUUCCACAUGUGAAUCCUGGGAUCUCUGCUCCAGUUCCAGGAAUCCCACUGCAGCAUCCCAUCAGUAUCACUCCAAUUCCGGGUCAGGCUGCCGUGCCGACCCCCGCGGCUUUUACUUCUCUUCAGCCUCAACCCCACCCUCUGCCAAAAACACAACUCCAGCACCCGGUGGCCCUCCAAGGCACCCCGUACAAGCCGCUGACCGCCCUGCAAGCCGACCUGCAGCCGCUGCUCACCCUCGGGGCAAACCUUGCUCAUGUUCCUGGAGGAGGAAGCAUGGCCAAAAACACAGAGCUGGAGAACGCCCAGAAGCUCUUGAUUCAGCACCAGGGUCUGCUGGGUCUGCCCAGGCUGGGGGCAGCCGAGGGAGCCGCCGAGGGCCACAUGGGCAUGUCGGUGGAAGCUAGAGCUUUCAUGGCUGCUGCUGGCUUCAGGAGCCAGCAUGCAGAGGGAGAGGAUGACAGCUCUUCAGGGGCAAGUGUGGUGGCCAUCGACAACAAGAUCGAGCAGGCUAUGGACUUGGUGAAGAGCCACUUGAUGUACGCUGUCCGCGAGGAGGUGGAGGUGCUGAAGGAGCAGAUCAAAGAGCUGAUGGAGCGCAACACGCAGCUGGAGCAGGAGAACAACCUGCUGAAGACGCUGGCCAGCCCCGAGCAGAUGGCUCAGUUCCAGGCCCAGGUCCAGACAGGCGGAUCCCCAACCGGUGCUGCCCAGGCUCUGCCCCCAUCCGGACCCACGCAGGUCCUCUCCUCCGCACAGAACUCCGGCACAUCAGGAUAACACAGAAGACCCACACUGGAGAAAAAAAAAACAAACACCCCCACCUCUCCCAGGAUGAAGGACAGGGGUGAUGGAAGACAGAAGCUGAGGAGGAGGAGGAGGAGGAAAGCUGACUUACUGUGAACGGACAUUAGCAUUAAAAGACUGACCCUCAGGUCAUUUGGAGGCUUCACCUGAAAACUCUUUUGUUGCACAUUUAAUUUAACUGAAAAGCUCUAGAGUUGCACCAGAGUGAGUGAGUGUGUCUGUGUGUGUGUCCCCUCUUCAUCUUUACUGCCUGCUUCAGACAAUCGUCUUUGUUGUCCCAGUGAUAAACGAGGGGAGAACACAGCGUGCCAUUGUGGAUGUGAACAUCAGCCACCCAACCUGAACCAUCCAUGCUUCACUCAGACAACCUGGAGGACUGCUAAUGGAGGAACAUGGAAUCAGGAUGCUUUUAUUUUAACAUGGACAGAUUAUAAAGAUGUGCUUUUUCUUUGUGUUUUUUGCUCUUGUUGAUGUAAUUAUUGUUAAAACAAAUAACCGAAAAGGUGAAUAAAUAGGACAAGACUGUUCGUA
Molecule: messenger RNA, 3248 nt
Organism: Poecilia latipinna (sailfin molly)
Lineage: Eukaryota; Metazoa; Chordata; Actinopteri; Cyprinodontiformes; Poeciliidae
Product: TSC22 domain family protein 1-like
Exons: 3
Coding region: 648-2690 (680 amino acids)
Biological process (GO): negative regulation of apoptotic process; regulation of transcription by RNA polymerase II; positive regulation of cell population proliferation
Cellular component (GO): cytosol; nucleus
Source: RefSeq, a predicted model, not a curated record